CGCCACUCGCCUCCCGUCAGUCGCCCGCCGACUCCGCUUGAGCUUGUGUGACUCGCGCCGCUCCGUGCACCGCACACUCGUGCCCCGAUCACGACGCGUGCCGCCCCGCUGUGGCCGCGAACGCGACCUCUACGCUACCGGCGAAACGUUUCUCCUAACUUACGUGCAACUUGCUAUGUUAUAACUUUCGGACUGUUACAACCCCUUACCCGGCUUGUUUACCCCUCAUCAUAGUUGAGCCCCGCACCGCACCGGCUUGCUCGCUGACCGCCGAGCCGCUAAUCUCGCUUUUUCCGCGACCCACCGUCGCCGCCCAGACCCGCACCGACCGCCGCCAUGCUCGCGCACCAAGCACCGCUCGCCCUCUACUAAACUCAACCGUCUACAUCGACAAGAACGCGUGUGAUAAUAAUAAUUUAAUACUUGCCUAAAUAAGCUUGCAACGUCGGUGUCUUUAAUUCUAACUUAAUUGUAAGCUAAAAUUAAUCAUAUUGUAAGAAAUCGUCGUAUCGCGCGAAAAGGAGCGGUGCCGCGUUUACUUGCGCGUGUGUAGUAGUGUGUGGUAGUGAAGGGUGCGCGUACGCUGCCAGUGGCCGCAGCAUCACGUGACCUGCCUGUGAGGAGUGCAUGCCCAGAGCGCGCGGGCGCUCGCCCCACGCGGCCUAUGCGCCGCACUCGCUCUGCGUAACUGCGCGCGAACCUACCCCCCUCGACUACAGUGCCAACGAUGGCCACAAUGGUGAACAUGAAUAGCCUACUGAACGGCAAGGACUCUCGCUGGCUGCAGCUCGAAGUGUGCCGCGAAUUCCAACGGAAUAAGUGCUCGCGACCAGACACCGAAUGCAAGUUCGCUCAUCCCCCGGCCAACGUCGAGGUGCAAAAUGGAAGAGUCACCGCCUGCUACGACAGCAUCAAGGGUCGGUGUAACCGCGAGAAGCCGCCUUGCAAGUACUUCCAUCCUCCCCAACACCUGAAGGAUCAACUGCUGAUCAACGGAAGAAAUCACCUAGCAUUGAAGAACGCUUUAAUGCAGCAGAUGGGCCUCACGCCAGGCCAGGUGCUCCCUGGCCAGGUCCCCGCCGUGGUGGGCGGCGUGAGCGGAACGGGUGCGGCCGCGAGCCACCUCACCGCGUUGGACCCGAUCAGUCUCGCCCUGCUCACUCCGCAGGCGACGUCCCCGUAUCUCUCGGGCGUGCCCGGCGUGGGCUCCACGUACCAGUACUACGCGCCGCAGCUGGUGCCGGCGGUGCUGGGCCACGACCCGGCCGCCGCCGCCGCCUCGCCUCUCGGCGUGAUGCAGCAGCCUGUGCUGCAGCAGAAGCUCCCGCGAACCGACCGCCUCGAGACGGCCGCCGCAGUCCAGCAGCCGGCAGCGAGCGCGACUUCGGAGCCGGGCAAGAAACGGCCGGCGCCCGCCGAGCUCGAGCCGCCACCGAUGGACAUGAAGAGCGUCGGAUCCUUCUAUUACGAUAACUUCGCCUUCCCCGGCGUGGUGCCGUACAAGCGACCCGCGGCCGACAAAGCCGGAGUGCCCGUGUACCAGCCGGCGACGACCUAUCAGCAGCUGAUGCAGCUCCAGCAGCCGUUCGUGCCCGUGUCAUUUACUGGACACCCUCCCGGUGUGCCAAGAUUUUAAUCGACAAGGAUGUACAAGACCUACCUGCAGAUUUGUUCAUAUUCGUGAAGGGUGCGGGCUACAGGUGGUGGGGUGCCGCGUGGUGGUUUGCCGCGACGCCGCCGCGGGCACUUGCCGCCGCGCCGCCUGCCGAUACUACCACAUCCCGGUCCAGUUGCCGCCAGCUCUGCGCCCCCCCUAACCUGUCCCCGCCCCCCACGCCCUCACCCCCUCACCCCACCACUCACACACCUGACUCGCCUAAGAAUAAGUAGUAAGCAUAGAAGUGGAACUCGCGACUCACUCAUGUCACGGUCGCUGGUACUUAGCCCGCUUCACUCGAGGUUUGGGCUCACAACGCCUCUCGUCUCUCUUUGUCUCAUUGGUUGCUUAUUAAAGUUAUUACUUAUUUUACUAGCUUGUUCAAGUAAUGCGAUUAAACACUCAUAUACCUUCAUCAAGCACGUACAUUUAAACGUUUAAAAUACACCACGUCAUUUAAAUACUACAAUACUGAUUAGAAACCCACUGAAAAUGCAAAGCUUCAAUCAGGUUGGUAUCUUACCAACCAGGAACACGCGUGGUCGACAGCGGGCUUUUACGAGCUGAUGGGGGAAGAAGUCGUUUGUAUGUCGACAUUUGAGACACACGCAAGAGUUUCUCUUCUAUUCUUAUUGGUUAUCCUUGAUCUCACAUACUCACUAGUCCUCCCCCACCCCACCCCUCGACAGGUCCUUCGACGCCCGCGCCCUUAUCCAUAUCGAUCGCGCCACACUCGGGAAAGGCAGGUUCGGCAGAUCACGCCGCUCCCCGGCGGAGGUGGUGAUAUCUUAGUAAAUAUCGGUUAGUGUUAGCGGCGGGGGCUCCCCGCUCCCGCCCGGAGUUCGUUAGUCUUCGGGAAGAGUGUGUACAUAAGUAGCGGGAUAUGAUUCUCAUAUGGCACGGUCAUGCGAAUGUGAUAUGAAUAGAUUUCGAGACGCCGGAGCCGUUUGACUAAUUUAUCGAGAUCGUACCGAGAUCGUCGAAUAGUAGUUAGUGAGGUUUCAAAUGUUUUAUUACUAUUGUAUAUUAUUUUUUUUAUGAUACGAUAUGAGUUCCUGUAAAGAUCGGUGCGUCCGCCGCAAGGCGCAGCACGGAAACUUUGUUGUAUAUAAGCGAUAUGAUAUUGCGGGUGGUGCCCCGCUCACGGCCGACGGCUAUGGCCGGUGUCAAAAGUUGCAUCACCCCACUCCUAACGUGAGCAUUUUUGUGAGAAUUAUGUUACUUUUUUAUGUACGUUACGAAAUAUGUUUUUCUAGAUGACAAGUUUUACACUAGUUUAGAUUAAGCGAAUCAGUAAUGAAACACCAAUAGAGUAGCCGCUUCUCUCCUUCGGCACGGAACUUUUGACGCCGGGGCUGGCCGGCGGGCGCCCGCGCGUCCGCGGCGCUAGCGUCGCCCGUUCACACUUAGCAUAGAUCACGACACUCGUAGAGUGAUAGAGGACAGAAAUUCCAAAUACAAUGAACGUUAUCGGACAAUAUUAAAACGAAGAAGGCAUACUUCCAAGCUAUUUACCUAAAUUCUAGGAUAGAACGUCGGCUUUUAUUCCAGAUAGAUUUUGCUAGAUACUCAUUCUUUUACUGAUGUUUCCCGUCUAUCGAAGCACAAAAUAUUACCGACGAUCGAGUCCGAUUACCUCUCGGUUAGUUCAGCAUGAAGAAAUAGCUACCUGUAUUGUUUUCAACACAAACAGUAUUAACGUUUUGAUCAAAUUUAUCUCGUCGUAUGUAUGUAGAGGUGAUAUGCGGAUAGAGAGGAGAGGCGGGAGCGCGCGCGUCGCUGGGGCCGCAUAGCGUGCGAGCGCGAACGCACGGGCAUGCAAGCUCGGCUCGCGAGCGCCAGUCGCCACAAGCGAGCGAGCGCCGAGUCCCGAGCGCGUCGCCACGAGCGUCACGCCGCAGCGGCGCGCGCGCCCCGAGGGCAUGGAAGCCUAAAGCCUAAUAUUAUUCCUAGUCCAUAUCCUUUUUGUUGAUCAGUCAUGCAAUUAAUGUUAGAGUAAAUAUUAAUAAUUUGAUUUAUUCCUCCCAUUUAGUGGAUAUUUUGAUAAUGAUAUAUUAAUAAUGAAAUAUUUAAGAUACAUAAUACAUAUUUGAUUCUAAAUCCUGAUAAAGUGACACUACGUUAGUAAUUUAGUCGGAGGGAUACUUGUGCCGUGAUUAUAUUUUUAGGUAUAUAUUAUGAAAUAAUUCCUAGCGUCGGAAUUAAAGAAGUGAUUAAUGUGUAAGCGUGUUAUAUUUAUUGUCGUAACGUAAGUGGAAUGCCAUAUCGAUAAAAGGUGAAUAUCGGAAGCGGAGUCAAACUCGGUAGGAGCUCGUUGCGUUUGUUUAUGUUGGUUGUUAUAUCGGUCCGUGCUAGUGGCUAAGUGAACUUCACUUUUAUCAAUACGGCACUAUGACUCUUAUAAUAUAAGUUGUCAUUUAUUUUUUGUUGAAAUUUAUCGUUUCAUGAAAUUAUUUGUUGCCUAUAAUUUUUAUAAUCAAAAUUUUAUGAUCUGACGCAUUUAUUGUAAGACAAUCGAUUACUUUUAUAAUUAAUUAGUGUGAUAAUAAUAAUUAUGGUAUCAAAUUGCCGAUAUAAAAGAUUGAACAUCGAAAGUAUCCUUCCUGUUUAGAAGGGACUCUUCUGGCCCGCGGUUUCUAGUGGAUUUUAUAUUUUUCUUUUUGUUGUAUUUUUAAUGUUGCGUGUGUCUUACACAUAAUAUAUUUCAUUUUUGUGAUAUUUUUAACUAUAAAGUACUGUUAUUAUAAAUCCAAAUGGAAUAAUGAUGACCUAAUUAAAUAUUCAAGAAUUUAUUUGUAAAUCACAAAAAAAAUGUAAAACUGUAAAUAUAUUGACAAAAAAAUGAACUGCAACAAUAAUUGAUUAUUAUAUCUCUCAUCAAAUACACUGUAAGUUGUUUGUGUACCUAAUGGUACAUUAUGUAGUAAGUACCGACAGGCUACUGUAAAGGUAAACCGGUCCAGUGAACAAAGUAUUGAUAAUAUUGUGAACAUUUUUUUAUUCACGAACAAUCACAGAAAGUACAUGACAUUGUAAUAUUAUUUAUGAAAUUACUAUGUGAUGUGAUCUUCGGAUCAAUUUUGAGUACAGUAUAGAUAAUAAACAACUGAAUAUGUGA
Messenger RNA from Ostrinia furnacalis (Asian corn borer), 4775 nucleotides. It is a transcript of the gene mbl, whose product is annotated as splicing regulator muscleblind. Lineage: Eukaryota; Metazoa; Arthropoda; Insecta; Lepidoptera; Crambidae. The coding region runs from base 728 to 1636 and encodes 302 amino acids. The transcript has 10 exons. The record is from RefSeq and is a predicted model, not a curated record. Gene Ontology annotation, molecular function: metal ion binding; RNA binding. Gene Ontology annotation, biological process: regulation of RNA splicing. Gene Ontology annotation, cellular component: cytoplasm; nucleoplasm.